UGAUCAAAAAUCAGAAAGUGCGAGAUAAUUCCCAAGAAAACCUCAACAACCGAAAAGAAAGAAAGAAAGAAGAAAGAAAGAAAGAAAGGAAAGAAAAAACAGAGAAGCCGUUUGAAAUCGAAUCGAAUCAAAUCAAAUCAAUCCUCUUGGAAGCGUUGAGUUUGAAUAGAAAUUGGUGUGAAGAACUUGGAAAGAUGGUGGCUGAAGCAGAGCUCGUGUGUCAACAGAGCGUGGCGUUGUUGGAUGUGAAGUAUUUUCCGAACAAAGGGACUGGAAUUCACGAGAUCGAAGACGUAGCACCCACUGCUAUCUCGCCUCCGAGUUUUGACCGAGCUCGACCUUCUGAAUCGGUCUCCGCUCAGUUACUCACUUCACAAGAUAUACGCAUGGGAAUGGAUUUUUUAUGUAGUUGGUACCAUGAAGAAUAACGCUCUUGCUAGUGCCAACCAAAGGAAGCCAGACCUACCGAUAGAAUCUCAGAUGCAGCUCUUGAAAAUGCUGUUCUGCAAUUUGUUCCCUGCAUCCGUUCUGGUAGUUUUGCUGAUAUUGGGCCACGAAGAUACAUGGAAGAUGAACAUAUAAGGAUAGAUGAUUUGUCGUCUCACCUUGGAUCACUGCACACCUUUCCUAAACCGAGUGCUUUCUACGGGGUUUUUGACGGUCAUGGAGGACCUGAAGCUGCAGCUUAUGUAAGAAAAAAUGUAAUAAAAUUCUUCUUUGAGGAUGGUAGUUUCCCACAGACAUCUGAAGUAGAUAAUGUGUUUCUGGAAGAGGUUGAGAAUUCCCUAAGGAAAGCAUUUCUUUCAGCUGACUCAGCAUUGGCUGAUGAUUGCAGUGUGAACACGUCAUCAGGCACCACGGCUCUCACUGCUUUGGUGCUUGGAAGGCUUCUGAUGGUGGCCAAUGCUGGUGAUUGCCGGGCAGUUCUCUGUCGUAAAGGAGAGGCCAUUGACAUGUCUCAAGAUCACAGGCCUAUAUAUGCAUCAGAGCGGAGGCGAGUUGAAGAAUUGGGCGGUUACAUAGAAGAUGGUUACCUUAAUGGGGUUCUGUCCGUUACUCGAGCCCUAGGUGACUGGGACAUGAAGUUACCAAAGGGUUCUUCCUCCCCUUUGAUUGCAGAGCCUGAGUUCCGACAAAUGGUCCUAACAGAGGACGACGAAUUCCUCAUCAUAGGGUGUGAUGGCAUCUGGGAUGUGAUGUCAAGUCAGCAUGCAGUUAGCCUUGUUCGCAAAGGUCUGAGGCGACACGAUGACCCUGAUAAAUGCGCAAGGGACCUCGUCAUGGAGGCAUUGCGCUUGAACACAUUUGACAACCUCACUGUUAUCAUUGUUUGCUUCUCUUCCCUUGACAACAAUGAGUCCUCUACGCCUCCGUCUCCACCUUGCCAGCGGAAAAUUAGAUGUUGCAGCCUCUCUGCAGAGGCUCUUUGUAGCUUGAGGAGUUUAUUGGAAGGGAGUGCCAGCAACUAAGCGUGUAUGUACAUUAACAUCAAAAAUGUGGUUGUCGAGAUAUUGUAUGCUGUUUUUGGCUGCUUCAGUUAUAUUACCCAUUGGAAAAAGUAGCCAUAAUUUUUUCCUACGUGGUCGGUUGAUGUACAUAGACCGGGAUCAGGGAUCAGUGGUUGGUGGUUGCAGCAGCGGUGACGGCGGUGGGCGGCCGUGUAUAUAUGUAUUAUUGUUAGAUUUAUUUUGUAUUAUAGUCAUUUUUGUAUCCAUGACGACUGCCAGAUUCUUGUACCCAUUCUUAUGUUUCAAUAAAAUUGUUCGGAAUA
This is a messenger RNA of Arachis stenosperma, 1771 nucleotides long. Its product is annotated as probable protein phosphatase 2C 49. Bases 564 to 1469 code for a protein of 301 amino acids. The record is from RefSeq and is a predicted model, not a curated record. The transcript has 5 exons. Gene Ontology annotation, molecular function: cation binding; protein serine/threonine phosphatase activity. Gene Ontology annotation, biological process: protein dephosphorylation. Lineage: Eukaryota; Viridiplantae; Streptophyta; Magnoliopsida; Fabales; Fabaceae.